This is a messenger RNA of Grosmannia clavigera kw1407, 966 nucleotides long. RefSeq names its product mitochondrial folate carrier protein. The coding region runs from base 1 to 966 and encodes 321 amino acids. The transcript is spliced from 2 exons. Gene Ontology annotation, cellular component: mitochondrion. Lineage: Eukaryota; Fungi; Ascomycota; Sordariomycetes; Ophiostomatales; Ophiostomataceae. Gene Ontology annotation, biological process: folate import into mitochondrion; nucleotide transport. The record is from RefSeq and is a predicted model, not a curated record. Gene Ontology annotation, molecular function: folic acid transmembrane transporter activity; FAD transmembrane transporter activity.
AUGACCGCCGGCGGCGAGCAGCAUGCCGCGGGCGUCUCUCCGGCUCUCAUCGAGGCCAUUGCCGGCCUGACGGCCGGUUCCAUAGCCACGCUGGCAGUCCACCCGCUGGACAUUGUCAAGACGCGGAUGCAGAUCUUCCGCGGGACGGCCACGGCUUCGGCUUCCGGCACCUGCAUCGGCGGUCCGGCCGCUCUGUCGGCGGCUUCAGUCCUACGCGGCCUGCUGGCAGCGCCGCAUCCGCUGGCGGCGCUGUACCGCGGCCUGACGCCCAAUCUGUUGGGUAACGGCACCAGCUGGGCCUCGUUCUUCUUUGUCAAGUCGCGCAUGGAGCGUCUGGUGGCCUCGGCCAAGGCACCCGGACCCCAGGACCUGACACCGGCCGACUACUUUGUCGCGUCCGGUCUGGCCGGCAUCUGCGUGCAGGUCAUCACAAACCCGUUGUGGGUUCUCAAGACGCGCAUGCUGUCGUCGGACCGCGGCGCCCAGGGCGCCUACCCGAGCAUGUGGGCGGGCGCCAUCCGCGUCCUGCGCGAGGAGGGUCCCCGGGGCUUCUACCGGGGCCUCGGCGUCAGCCUGAUUGGCGUCAGCCACGGCGCCGUGCAGUUUGCUGUGUACGAGCCGAUGAAGCGACUGUACCUUCGGAGGGGCUCAGAGGCCGACAUCGACGCCUCCCAGAAACGCCUCCGGAAUCAUGCCACCUUGGUCAUCUCCACCACGGCCAAGCUCGUGGCCGGCGCCGUCACCUACCCGUACCAGGUCGUGCGCAGCCGGCUGCAGAAUUACGACGCUGAGGCCCGCUUUGGCCGCGGUAUCGUCGGCGUGUCGGCACAGCUGUGGCGCGAGGACGGCCUGCGCGGAUUCUAUCGUGGCCUCGUGCCGAGCGUCAUCCGCGUGCUGCCCGCCACCUGGGUGACCUUUUUGGUGUACGAAAACAUCCGGCACUCCCUUCCCCAGUGGAUUGCCUGA